AUGCCUUUACCCAAAUAUAUUCUAUUAGUAAGACACGGCGAGUCUGAAGGAAAUUGUAACAAGUCUGUCAACAGAUAUACGCCAAACCACAAAGUCUGUCUCACGGAGCAGGGCCACCAGCAGGCGAAGCAGGCGGGGAUUGUCUUGCGGGACUUCUUGAACUCGAUCUCACCACCUCAAGGCAAGUCCGGCCGCAACCCCAAAAGUGUUCUUUUCUACACAUCGCCAUACUUGCGAGCUAGACAAACAUGCCAGGACAUUAUCUCGGGGAUCAAGGACGUGGAAGGAGUUGAGUAUCGCGUAAGCGAAGAGGCUCGAAUGAGAGAACAAGACUUCGGAAACUUUCAAAGCACCCCCGAGGAAAUGGACCAAAUAUGGGAGCAGAGAGCGCACUACGGCCACUUUUUCUACAGAAUUCCCCACGGCGAAAGUGCAGCAGAUGUCUAUGACCGGAUAGCCAGUUUUAACGAGACCCUCUUCCGUAAGUUUUCUCAGGAAUCAUUCCCUAAUGUCUUGGUGCUCGUCACCCACGGGAUUUGGGCAAGAGUUUUCCUUAUGAAGUGGUUCCGGUGGUCCUACGAGGAGUUUGAGUCGCUACGAAAUAUUCCUCACUGCCAGUAUCUUGUAAUGAAGCAGCAGGCCGAUGGGAAGUACUGCUUAAAGACUCCCUUAAAGACAUGGGAUGACUUGCCAGAAGCGGACGUGGAUGAAGAGUUACGCAAGGAAAUCACCCAGGAGGUGAAGUUCAACACCCAGGGAAAGAUAGAGCACACAGAUGACCUAGAUAUUGCCAGCAUUUUACGUGCUCAAAAAGAGGCCAUAAAAGAGAGCAGAACGAAAGACCAGGAGAUCAAACAGGCAUACAUGGAGUCGAUGAACAAGUUCAGCGAGUACUUACAGGACAAUCAGAGUGUUCUCAAUAGUACGGACGACCUCCAGAUGGAUUCGGGGUCUUCCAGUUCGUGA
Molecule: messenger RNA, 966 nt
Organism: Sungouiella intermedia
Lineage: Eukaryota; Fungi; Ascomycota; Pichiomycetes; Serinales; Metschnikowiaceae
Source: the annotation of a GenBank genome assembly